UCUUUUCCCCUCCCCCUCCCCAUUCCCCUCGCCUUCCUUCCCCUCCCUCUCCCAGAGCCAGCGCCAGCCAGACCCCCACCACCCACCGGUCGCCGCGCCCCGGCCCCGGCCCCGGCCUGCCUGCUCGGUCCAGCGGCGAGGGGGGCCUCCCCGUCGUCCCGGCGCCGCGUCGGCACCUGCUCCCCCUGCGCGUCCUUCUCCCCCGAUCGGGCCACCUCCGGAUCGCCGGAACCCCGCGGCUCCCGUCCCGGCCUCGAUCGAUUGGCGGCGGCGGAGCGGAGGGCGUGUCCUGGGAGAGCCAAAGGUAACCAAUCGCCAGGCUUCCAGGGUGCUGUGUUGGGGAGCAGGGAGAGGAGUGGAGUGAUUGUGGAAACUAGGAUUCUUGUUGUCGAGUGAUGGCGCAAGGCGCCAAUUUCCCUGGCUUCAUUGGCGCCGUGGGUGGCCAUGAUGGUGGUGUGAACUUUGGCGGGGGCUUCUGCGACAUGGCCUUCUACCAGAAGCUGGGGGAGGGCUCCAACAUGUCUGUCGACAGCCUCAACAGCUUGCAGACCAGUAUGCACGGCGGCUCCAUCGCCAUGUCCGUGGACAACAGCAGCGUGGGAUCUAACAGUGACUCCCGUACUGGGAUGCUAGGCCAUCCUGGUCUCAAGGGGCCUGUUGUUGUGGGAAGCUAUUCGGUCGGGAACAGCAUCUUCCGUCCAGGGAGGGUGUCGCAUGCCUUGAGUGAGGAUGCGCUGGCGCAGGCUCUCAUGGACAAUCGAUUCCCCACUGAGACACUCCAGAAUUAUGAGGAGUGGACUAUUGAUCUGGGGAAGCUGCACCUGGGGAUGCCCUUUGCCCAGGGUGCCUUUGGUAAGCUUUACAGGGGAACUUACAACGGUAUGGAUGUUGCCAUAAAGCUUUUGGAGCGACCAGAGGCAGACCCUGAGAAAGCUCAAUUGCUUGAGCAACAAUUUGUCCAGGAGGUCAUGAUGCUUUCUACAUUGAGGCACCCCAAUAUUGUGAAGUUCAUUGGUGCUUGUAGGAAGCCAAUGGUGUGGUGCAUAGUCACUGAAUAUGCGAAGGGUGGAUCGCUCAAGAAUUUCUUGAGCAGAAGGCAGAACAGGUCUGUUCCGCUGAAGUUAGCAGUAAAGCAGGCACUAGAUGUUGCACGUGGCAUGGCCUAUGUCCACGGCCUUGGUUUUAUUCACAGAGAUCUUAAGUCAGAUAACCUCCUGAUUUCUGGUGAUAAGUCCAUUAAGAUUGCUGACUUUGGAGUGGCUAGGAUUGAAGUGAAGACUGAGGGGAUGACACCGGAAACAGGAACAUAUCGUUGGAUGGCUCCGGAGAUGAUCCAGCAUAGACCAUACAACCAGAAAGUCGAUGUCUACAGCUUUGGCAUUGUCCUGUGGGAGCUUGUAACUGGGAGCGUUCCCUUUGCAAACAUGACUGCAGUGCAAGCUGCAUUUGCUGUGGUGAACAAGGGUGUCCGUCCAACCAUACCCCAUGACUGCCUCCCCGCCCUAGGGGAGAUCAUGACCAGGUGCUGGGAUGCAAACCCUGAUGUUCGCCCCCCAUUCACUGAGAUUGUCAUGAUGCUGGAGCAGGUGGAGUCGGAGGUCCUGACCACUGUCCGUAGGGCCCGCUUCCGCUGCUGCAUCGCCCAACCAAUGACUCUGGACUGAGUCAUCCAGAAUCCAGGGAAAAAGAACCUGGGGAGAGGUUUAGUCCUGUGUAUUUAUCGUAUUAAUAGACUGGUGCUUCGGAAGCAGAAAGCCGACUCUUGACCCUCUUGAGUGUGCCUUCGUCCUUGACAUGGUUAUCGUAGAUUACACCUAGUUUCUGUCAUCAGAGUGGUUGUAAUAGAGGUAGCUUUAUCCUUGACAUCAUACCCUUCCUGUUGUAACAAGUGCAUGUUCCUGCUGCGCGCGCUGUUUGUGUGUUUAUCAUCAUGCGGCUACAUGCGGAAGCUCUGAUGCUUCAUGGUAUAUAUGAUAUUAAUAUGUAUAAUUAGGGUGUGUUUGGUUGAGCUGUGGUUUUUGAAAAAAAAUAGAUGUGAGCUGCGGGCUAUGGAAAAGCUGCUGUAGGUUGUGGGUUGUGAGAAAGCUGAAAGUUGUGUGGCUUUUC
Setaria italica (foxtail millet) is the source of this 2106-nucleotide messenger RNA. RefSeq names its product serine/threonine-protein kinase HT1. The transcript is spliced from 3 exons. The record is from RefSeq and is a predicted model, not a curated record. Gene Ontology annotation, biological process: protein phosphorylation. Gene Ontology annotation, molecular function: ATP binding; protein kinase activity. NCBI's taxonomy places the organism in Eukaryota, Viridiplantae, Streptophyta, Magnoliopsida, Poales, Poaceae. The coding region runs from base 396 to 1664 and encodes 422 amino acids.